CCUGAGGGACGGGCCCGGCCCGGCCUCCUGUGUCUUGUGCACCACAGGAGUUGCGUGGGAAGCCCCAACACCUUCCAAAACCGUUCAAAACCUCUCAAGAAUACAAAGCUGCCUAUGGUCCAAGGCCUAGGUGAAAGUGUUGGGCCUGCUGUGUAUGACAGAGGUUUGAGCUGAACAUCCUUCGACUCUGCAUUUUGUAUAAAUAGAUGGAUGUUCUUCUAAAGGUUGUGGUGAUUUUGCCUUCCAUAGCAAAACUUACACAUCUAGGUUUAAGGAAUUAGUGGGUCUUGGGGGUUUGUCGCAGAAUCACAGAGUGCAUGAUGUGGGAAGGGACCACAGUCGUUGAUCUGGUGCAACCUUGCUGCUCAAGCAGGGUCAUACUAGAGCUCAGGGCACAGGAUUGUGUUUACUGGGCAAUGUGUUCCAGUAAAGAAGCUAUUAAUAUUCAGGUGGAAUUUCUUGUGCAUUGCUUUAUGCCCAUUGCCUCCUGUCCUGUUUCUUGGGAUAUUUUGUGUCUUGUGACAAAUUGUCUCCAAAUUUCAUCAGCUGGCAUUGUGGGGAUGCUCUGUCCCCCUUCCCCGAUCCACUGAGAGACAAUGUCCUUAGUGUCAUCCAUUCUCGAUUGUUUCCUCUUCCCAAGUUCCGUGUACUCACCAGCUUCAUUUUGGAGCCUGCUUUCGCAGGGGAGAGGAGGAACAGCAAGUGAGCCAGAGGAUGGCUGGAGUCUGCGGGGGGUGGCACUGCUGUGAGCAGUUUUUACCAGGCUCAGGAAGGGAAGGAAAAUAAGCCUGGGGUGCUCAGAAUUGCGGGAUGUGUUCAGAAGUUGCAAAGUUUAGGGGCAUUUAAUGCCACACGAUCUGAGUUGUGUUAGAUAUGGUGCAUGGACUGCUGGCAUGUUGAGACUGCCAGGCAUGAGUUCACAGCAUCCUUACAAGACUGGGUCACUUCCUUGCCUUACACAACACUCUCCCCUUAUACAGUCAAAGAUUGCAUUCUCUGUAUAUACAGCAUUAUUUGAGGGUUUAUUCUGGGGUGGUUUUACACUGUUACUGUUAGCUUCUCACCAGAAUCCAAGCCUUUGAUUCUUAAAUUCAAUUUUUGUCAUUGUUUUCCCAAAACAGUUAUCACCUUAAGUGUUUAACUGCAUCAAAAUGCAUCAGGGCUGGUAUCUUUCAACAAAGCAAUUUACUGUUGUGGUAAUCUAGUCUUUGUUAUAUGGUGUAUAUAUAUAUAUAUAUACACACACUAUAUAUAUACUAUCUAUAUAUACUAUGCAUGGUAAGAUUUUGCCACAUAUUUUGUGUAAUUCUCACAGCUAUAGAACUACUAAACAGUUUUGGCCCAUGAGCUGAGACCUUUGGCACUCUGCUCACUGACACCAUGGUAAUGACUAUCGUAACUCCUUAGAGAUUGGUCUGUAAAUCAUUUUAUAAAUCCAGCUUGUUCUUUAUGUCCAUAUGAUAAGGUACAAAGUCAAGUGCCUUAAGGGAAUCCAGAUAUAUUCUGUGAGAACAGUUACUUAUCAACAGAAUUUACAGUCCUCCAAAAGGCAAAGAAAACUAUUAUAUAAAGUUCUUCUACAUUAAGGAUCUUCCAUAUCUCUGACACACUGACACUGCAGACAAUUCAGUGGUUGGUGGAUCUUAAAUUAUGCAGGGAAGUUUAUUCCAAAUUAGAACAUUUAUGGCAGGACCACACAAUAUAACUUCUUUAUUCUUCUAUAACUGUCCUCAGGCCAAACAUCAGUUGCACAAGAAACCCUCAGUCACUUGAAUUAAUCAUGCUUCUACGGUAGCAUGAUUAAACAGGAGGAGUUUAAUCCUUUCUAUACUGCAGCUGCUGGGAUCAGGAUGGGACUGGUGGCUGGAACUGGGAAUGUGACAGAGUGUGAAGUGACAAAGGGCUCUGCCAGGAGAUGCAGACAGGCAGUGCAGAGGAGGACCAGGAGCACAGAGACCCAGGCUCCUGGGAGCUGCUGCCAAAACUGCAGCUGUUCUGAUGAUUCUGUUUUGUUUAGAGGCCUCCUCUGUUAGGUAAUGGGGCAGGUCUGAGAGCUCUUUAGUGGUCAGUGCACUGCCUGCAUCCUGCCUCUCCUCUACUUCCCUCUCCAUUUCUCCUCCCCAGUUCAUUUUAUGGUCUGUCUGUCCCUCAGAUUUCCUCCUUCAACCUUCUGUCCCCUGCUGACACCAUUAUUUUGCUGCCAGCAGCUGUAGCAUUUUUUUCUCCCCCCAAGAUACUCUCCCUGCAGGUGUGUGUGGACAAAGGGGGAGGAAAGUGAGAAAAAAGUUGUAGAAAAAUUUUCAGAACUGCUGAAUCAUCUGCUAUUUUUACAAAGAGUAAGGGCAGAAAUGAAAUGAAAUGAAAUGAACAAAGGGAGUCAGUGCUUAGUAGUCACCAUAGUCUGUGCUUUGAAUAGCAAGAACCAUGAUUCUGCUUUCUCAUUCAUUCUUGUGCUGCGAGUGCCCUUCUCGUGUGCAGGGAGAUGCAGAGCAGCGAGGCUUGGUCCAUAAGCUUCCUAUGAAAUAUCAGGUCAAUAAUAAGCUUCCACAACCUUCUUGUUCCUCAGAUUCCAGGCUUGCUCUGGCCAGAUGUGAGACCACACCCAAGCAGAGGCCCCUGGGUGAUUAUACAGAAAUAGUAUUAAUUGAUAGUAAUGCCACAAAAAUGAAACCUUUCCACUGCGUCACAAGAGCAAGAGAAAUUCCUCUGUGUGUGAAAUUAGAUCUGUUGUAGAGUUUUUUUGUGAACAGCUGCAAUUGCACCCACGCCGUUUUUCCCUUUUCAGAGAGAGGGAGGAGAAAACAGCCUUUGCCCAGUGCUAUUUUCCAUAUCUCAGGACAUGCAUGGGUGCUUCUCUUGUCUGACUUGGGGCAGGUUCUAAACUCACAGGUUGAGAGGAAAUGAGGACCAGUGUCCAAAGGAAAGGAAGUCUGAGCAAGGCUCUCAUGUCACUCAAAUAAUUCAACACAUCCUUCUGACAAGUGGAUCCUAGGAAAAGGCCACCAGGAGCCUUGUUUUGCUGACCUUUGAGCUCUCUACCAUGGACAGCCCUAAGGUUAGUUUCUCACAGCUGUGAUUUGCUGAGCAUUUGUCUUUACAUCUGUCAAAACUGUUAGAAUCUGACUUUGAAACCCUGAUUUCUCUUGUCACCUGGGAGGACAGGGGGGAAUAGUACAUGAAGAUGGGCAGAUGCAUGGUGGGAAGUUAACAUUUGUUGUAAAUAUUUAACUUGAUGCCUGGAAAACUGGACUGGUUUUUAAGCAUCUUUGUUUAUUCUCCUGCAGAAGGGUUGUUGCCUGCCAGAUUUCUCAGAGGAGGUGUUCAGCAGGCCCACAGGUGUUUGUGUUAGGCAGUGUUUAGCUAAACCUUUGACAAAAUAUAAAGUAUUGUUUAUCAUUACAAUAUAUAGCAUGUACAAUGAAUUACAGACAUUGAAUACAGAAUGGAAGAAGCAUAUUCCUGUCAUAUUAUGUCCCUUUCAGAAUUAAAGUCAGAACUGUUACUCUGGUUCCACUAAAUGAACCAACAUUGUAACUUCAGUUUUUAUAAAAGAUACCUCUGAGUAUAUAAUGCUCAUCAGUGAUGAGACAUGUUUAGCCCAUUAGGUUGGAGUUUGGAAACUAAGAAAUGCACUCAGUGUCUCUGCACACAUCUUCAGUACCCAUCCCCUAAAAACUUUAAACAGCAGUGAGCUGUGCAUAAAUACACUUUAAAAGUCUUUGUGAAUAAUUUUUAAAAAGUGUUUUCUGAUAAUAGUGUUGUGGAUGAUAGACCUGCAAUCAGUAUGUUGAUCUCCUUACCAAGUUACAGGCCUGCCUGAAGGGCAGGAAAAGUUCCAGCCAGAUUCUGCUAUUGAAAGUACAUUUAUUUUUGGUAUCAUCAAGUAGAAAAUGUAGCUCUUUGGCAUGAAUUUAUAUGCCUGUUCUUUUUCUGCACAGAGAAAAAAGAUGUUAACAUUUUGAGCACAACCAUCUUUAGACAUAUGUUUUGUGCUCUGGAGCCAGAGCAAUUCUAAGACACUGGACAAUCAGAUUCCUAAAGAGGCUGAUAUUCAUGGCAUACCAUAUUGCUAGGAAAUGUAUGUACUUCAAACUUUUUAGAUUUUUAUUAGUAGGGUACUGAUGAUCCUUUUCAAAUAUUAUCAUCACAGUUAAGCAUUGUAAUAAAUAUUUCAUAUCACAAAAUUGCAGAGCGGCUGAGGUUGGAAGGAACAGGCAGGAACCACUCACCUUCUUCACAGCAAGGACUUGUUGCUGGCUCAUCUCUGACCUGGUGUCCACCAGGACCCCCAAUCCCUUUUCUGCCAAGCUGCUUUCCAGCUGGGGGCCCUGAGCAGAUACUGGUGCAGGGGGCUGUUCCUCCCGAGCUGCAGGACUUUGCACUCCUCCUGGAUGAAGCUCAUGAAGUUCUCCAGCCAGCUGAGGACCCUCUGGAUGGCAGCAUGGCCCUCUGGUGUAUCAGCUCCUCCCAGGGUGGUGCCAUCAGCAAACCUGCUGAGAGUACUGCCACCCCCACCAACCAGGUCAUUAAUGAAGACAUUGAACAGGACUGGGUCCGGCUCUGACCUGUAGGGGACAAUAUUAGGCACUGACCCCCAAUUAGACCUUGUGCUACUGACCACUGCCUUUUGGGCCUGGAUCACUGCAGACACCUGUUCUGCCCUAAUCUGCUCAGGGGAUUUAGGGGAAGAUUGUUUGAUUCAUUCUAGGUGAUGCGUGGGAGAAACAACAAAAAUAUCUGCAAGUUCAAUAACAAACUUUUAUUUGCAAACUUUAGAAUACUAAGGUAGAGUAAGGACCUUGGCAAAUUUUAAAACAACAUCUAGACAAAGUAAGGCACAAAAUUUUCACAAAUUUUUAAUUUUUUAAAAUUAAAAUUUAAUUACUAUUUCACAAUUUAUUAAAAUUUAUUAAACUUAGCCAAAUUUAUUAAAUGUAGCCAAAUUUAAAUUAUUCAGACAAAACAAGGUACUUUCAAAGGCAUUGAGUGGAAUUUUCUCGUCUGGCUUACAACAUAUUUUGAGAAGAAGUGAGAAAAGAAGAAAAGAAAAGAAAAGAAAAGAAAAGAAAAGAAAAGAAAAGAAAAGAAAAGAAAAGAAAAGAAAAGAAAAGAAAAGAAAAGAAAAGAAAAGAAAAGAAAAGAAAAGAAAAGAAAAAAGUUAGCUACCAGUAUUUCAUGUUUAUCAACCACUUGGAAAUAACCUGGUUGCUCUUUAAAAAACUGCUGAGCUCAACGUACUUAAAAUGCUGUGGUGACAUGGAAACUGAAUUGACAUUGUGGUGAUUCAGAACAUUUGGAAAGGACCUUCUGUUGUCAAGAAGAUUCAUGAUUGAUGUUCAGUUGCAAGUGCAGUGAUUUUAAUCACUUGAGUAACACUUUUGGCUAUUUCGCACAGUAUCAAAGGUAUCCAUCGCCAUCUAGUGACACCACGUUGUGCCCGAGUCUGAGCACGGAACCGGAGCGUUCCCAGGGAGAAGAUGGUGCAGCAGGACUCCUGCCACCCUGUUUCAGAGGCACUGAUGUUCAAUGGCUAGAAGAGAGCUGACAAGUGGCUGAAAUGAAUACUACUACUAUCCUACAAGAGAUUUUGAUUAAAAGAUCACAGCAGAAGAAGAGGACUUCUCCCUUAAACUACAAAGAGAGGCUUUUUGUGCUUACAAAGUCUAUGCUAACAUACUACGAAGGUCGAGCAGAGAAAAAGUACAGAAAAGGAUCUGUGGAUAUUUCAAGGAUUAAAUGUGUAGAAGUUGUAAAAAGUGAUGGUAUUAUUCCAUGUCAAAAUAAAUAUCCUUUUCAGGUUGUGUAUGAUGCUAACACACUUUAUAUUUUUGCACCGAGUGCACAAAGCCGGGAUCAGUGGGUGAGGAACCUGAAAGAAGAAAUAAAGAACAACAGCAAUAUAAUGGUAAAAUAUCAUCCUAAAUUCUGGACAGAGGGAAUUUAUCAAUGCUGUAGGCAGACAGAAAAAUUAGCACCUGGCUGUGAAAGAUACAGUCUUUUUGAAAACAAUGUAAUGAGAUUAUCCUCCUCGAUGCCAGAAAAAAGUGCGCGAAGGCCUCCUCCACCUGUUCCUCCAGUUGAAGAAAAUGGGAAUGAAGAGGAGGAGAUAGUGGUAGCAAUGUAUGACUUUGAACCUACAGAACACCAUGAUUUAAGACUAGAGAAAGGUGAAGAAUAUACAGUGAUUGAGAAGAACGACAUCCAUUGGUGGAGGGCAAGAGACAAAUAUGGAAAACAAGGAUAUAUUCCAAGCAACUAUGUAACAGGAAAGAAGUCCAACAACCUUGAUCAAUAUGAGUGGUACAGCCGAAACCUGAACAGAAGCAAGGCAGAGCAGCUCCUCAGAAAUGAGGAUAAAGAAGGUGGUUUUGUCGUGAGAGACUCCAGCCAGCCUGGCCUGUAUACUGUUUCCCUUUACACAAAAUUUGGAGGGGAAGGUUCAUCAGGAAUAAGACACUAUCAUAUAAAAGAAACAGUGACAUCGCCAAAACAGUACUACCUCGCAGAAAAACAUCUCUUUAACUCCAUUCCAGAAAUAAUUGAAUAUCACAGCCAUAAUGCAGCAGGUCUCGUUACCAGGCUGCGUUACCCGGUGACCCCAAAGAGGACGACAGCACCGACAACGGCAGGAUUCAGCUAUGAGAAAUGGGAGAUUAACCCCUCAGAACUGACAUUCAUGAGGGAGCUGGGGAGCGGUCUGUUCGGCGUGGUGCGCCUCGGGAAGUGGAGGGCACAGUACAAAGUGGCCAUCAAGGCAAUUCGGGAAGGUGCCAUGUAUGAAGAGGACUUCAUUGAAGAAGCUAAAGUAAUGAUGAGGCUAACACAUCCUAAACUAGUUCAGCUGUAUGGUGUGUGCACACAACAGAGGCCCAUUUACAUCGUGACAGAGUUCAUGGAGCAUGGCUGCCUUCUCAAUUACCUGAGACAAAAACGGGGAGUUUUGAGUAAAGACACUCUGCUUACUAUGUGCCAGGAUGUAUGUGAGGGAAUGGAGUACCUGGAGAGGAACAGCUUUAUCCACAGAGACCUGGCUGCCAGGAACUGCUUAGUGAGUGACUCAGGAGUGGUCAAAGUCUCGGAUUUUGGAAUGACGAGGUAUGUCCUUGAUGACCAAUACACAAGUUCUUCAGGGGCUAAAUUUCCUGUGAAAUGGUGCCCCCCAGAAGUCUUUAAUUACAGCCGAUUCAGCAGCAAGUCAGAUGUCUGGUCAUUUGGUGUUUUAAUGUGGGAAGUAUAUACAGAAGGAAAAAUGCCUUUUGAAAAAAACUCCAACUAUGAAGUGGUAACAAUGGUUAGCCAAGGACAUCGCUUGUAUCGGCCCAAACUGGCCUGUAAGCAGAUGUAUGAAAUGAUGAUGAUGUGCUGGCAGGAGAAACCAGAGGAACGCCCGACUUUUGAAGAGUUGCUUCAUGCAAUCAUUGACAUUGCAGAGGGUGAAGAUGCUUUUUGAAAAAAGGCAACAGCAGCACAAGCAGAGAAAAUCAGGCACUUCCCAUAGAUAUGUGGCUUCUUAGUUUCUUUUUAAGAACUUGAUCCUGUAAGCUGUUGGAUGCUGCUAAAUAAACAAUGUGGGGGACAUGUAAUAUCUGAUGCACUCCAGAACAAGGAGAGUUUUCCAUGAUGGGAAAUGAGCACAGUAUCUUCAGCAAUACUAGUAAUCUGUAUAUUUUCUCUAAAAAGUCAGCAUUGCAUAGCUGCAAAUUUGAGGUCAUUAUGGAGGGAGAAAAUGUGGCCAGAGGCCAGGAACCUCGUUUGCAUUUAGUGGGCUGGGUUCAUGUACAUACAGUCCAUGUUUUUGGGUUUCUCUUUACAUGGGCAGUAGCAUUAGUAGUGAUUUGUAUGCUUAAAAAUGGAAGAUGUCGAUAAAUGUCUUUUUACUGACACAGAAAUAUUUCCAGAGAUACUUCAGAUACGUUGUUUUUCUUGGCUGAUGGGUGUUUAUCAAGAUGAAAUGCACCUCUUUCAUUUGCACAUGGUAUGUUCUUACCAGCUCAGUUUAGCAUAACACUCUGAAAGCUGUGCUUCAUGAGCCAUGAUAUGCCUGGAGUCAUUGUAAAGUUGGUUUACCAGAGACCUCUCAUGCUUAGUCUUCAUGUUACUAAUGAAAAAUAAGUCCAAGAUUCAGCACAACUGGCUGUCAGUGAACCAUAGUACCAUGUUUUGGAUUAAUUAUAAAAUUAUUUAUAUGCUGUAUGUACUGUAAAUAUAUAAAUUGAAUGCAUUUAUUUAUAUAAAGUGGGGGGGGUUUGUCUUGAAAUGUUCAAGCACAAAUUUGUCCUUUCUUCACUUAAACACACAAUUCUCUGCAGGGGGUUGUAAAUGAAAGAAAUUCUCGAAUGUGUUUAAGAAGGGCUCUUGUUUCUUGUCUGUACAUACAGUGAUCUAACCUUUCUGUUCAUAACAGAAGAUAUCAUACUCCAUGUGUGUGUAAAUAAACUGAAUGUUAACUAUUGUUUGGAACCAA
Messenger RNA from Passer domesticus (house sparrow), 8464 nucleotides. RefSeq names its product tec protein tyrosine kinase (gene TEC). Gene Ontology annotation, molecular function: protein binding; ATP binding; non-membrane spanning protein tyrosine kinase activity. Gene Ontology annotation, biological process: regulation of platelet activation; intracellular signal transduction; B cell receptor signaling pathway. NCBI's taxonomy places the organism in Eukaryota, Metazoa, Chordata, Aves, Passeriformes, Passeridae. Gene Ontology annotation, cellular component: plasma membrane. The record is from RefSeq and is a predicted model, not a curated record. The transcript is spliced from 19 exons. The coding region runs from base 5558 to 7450 and encodes 630 amino acids.